AUGGCAGCUGGCAUCACCCCACCAGGAAGUUUCCUGGAUCCCCCUCUUACACCACCGCCUACGGUGCAGAAACCCUUGUCGAGAAGUGCCCAAAGCGUGGUGAAUCAUUUUCGUCUCCAUCGUGCGAGUGUCCGGCCAAGAUUUUGGUGGGAGGGUCGACUCAAACCAGACGACUAUACACAGAUCUUGCGUGUGCUUGAUACUGACGAAUCCCUUCGAAAUUACGUUGAAGACAAAGUACGAUACGAUUACGAUCCCUGCCGCGACUGCCUGAUAAUCCGAAUGCCAAGUCCUGUCCAUGAUACAUUUUGCGCAAGAAUAGUCGAUGAAAUAUCAAGACAAUUGAGGCAAUUCCAGAAGAACGACGGACCUCUCGCCAAUUUCGCCAAGCAGGUCGAGCAUUUUGCCACAUCCCGGAUCUUAAUACCCGAAGACACAGAGGAUGGUAAACAAACUUAUUCUAGACGAGAACCCGAUGCGUCGUUCGGACAUCGUCAGGCGCUUUACCCCGGUGUAAUCGUGGAGGUAUGCUAUUCACAAAAGAGCAGGCGUAUCUCCCACCUGGCGGAUGAGUAUAUUUUAAAUACUGAUGGGAGUGUGAACGCGGUGGUCGCCUUGGAUAUCGAUUACGAAGGCUCUUAUAGAGCGACAAUUACCGUAUGGCGACCGGAAUAUGCAAUAGUAGAUGGUAUGGAGGAGUUUCGGGUGAACGCAGUUAUAGAAGCACAGCCCUUUCGGACAGACUCGGGACUUCCAACCGAAGGAACAGUGCUACGACUAUCGCUUAAGGACUUCGCAACGGAGGAACUCGCACGAGGGCAUGUAGGCCUUGACCCGCUGAAGCACGGCAGCAAGCACAGACGCAACAGCAAGGCUCAAUCAAUCGAAUACGACCAGGCGCUUUAA
Penicillium expansum is the source of this 906-nucleotide messenger RNA. RefSeq lists its product as uncharacterized. Lineage: Eukaryota; Fungi; Ascomycota; Eurotiomycetes; Eurotiales; Aspergillaceae. Bases 1 to 906 code for a protein of 301 amino acids. The record is from RefSeq and is a predicted model, not a curated record. The transcript is spliced from 4 exons.